Molecule: messenger RNA, 438 nt
Organism: Topomyia yanbarensis
Lineage: Eukaryota; Metazoa; Arthropoda; Insecta; Diptera; Culicidae
Gene: cype
Product: cytochrome c oxidase subunit 6C
Exons: 3
Coding region: 122-358 (78 amino acids)
Source: RefSeq, a predicted model, not a curated record
AUCCAGUUCAUCCCAUAUAUCGUUUUCUAAUCAUUCCGAUUUUUCGCUAGGCCCAUCUGUUUGCAGCAGAAUUUCUGAGGAAAAAUUUUCGUUUAAGUUCGUGUAAUCACACUUUUUAAAGAUGUCGGAAGUCACCGCUAAGAUCCCGAAACCCGUUCUGCGAGGAUUGCACAAUGCAUCAAUCAAACGCAACCUCAUAGUUGCCGGUGUUCUGUGCACCAUCUCUGUUAUUGCCACCAAAGUACUGUACGUGGAUCCGAAGAAGCAGCAGUACGCCGAUUUCUAUAAGACCUACGACCCAAACGCGCACUUUGAACGUAUGCGAAAGGCUGGACUUCUGGAAUCCGUAAAAGAAUAAAAAGUCACCCGGCGAAUGGGCAAUUUAGUUCAGCCCAAUUUGUGCAUAUAUUUAAUGAAUAAACGAAAUAUCUAAAUUCA